AUGUUGCCGAUGGCAGGAGUUCCAGACGAGAUACUUCAGAUCUACAAUUUUCGAAACCACGAAGAAACAUUGGAUUCUAUCAUGGCCAAGCUACUCUACAAAGAAUACAUUGAACAGAACCUCUACACUAUUCAGCCUCAGAAUUCGCUGGUAGAUCUUUCGAGCCCAGCGUCGUGGUUUCCGGAAGCCAGGAAAAUGAAGCGUAAGUUGGUUCUUCAUGUGGGACCAACCAAUAGUGGUAAGACCUACAACUCACUCCAAGAGCUCGCCAAGUCAAAGUCAGGUUACUAUGCGGGGCCCCUCCGGUUGCUCGCGAGAGAGAUCUACGAGAGAUUCAACCAGCAGGGAAUCCGGUGCAAUCUUAUCACUGGAGAAGAGGUGGUUCCAUCGAUCGACGAAGUGGGUAAAGUCAGUGACAUUUCGUCCGGAACAAUCGAGAUGAUUCCUCUUCACAAACCGAUGGAUACAUGUGUCAUAGAUGAGAUUCAGAUGAUUGCCGACGACAGACGAGGCUCAGCAUGGACAGGUGCCGUUUUAGGGGUUCAGGCCAAAGUAAUUCACAUGUGUGGAGAGCAGAGUGCAGUUCCUUUGAUCAAGAAACUAGCCAAUAUAACAGGAGAUGAACUUGAAAUUAAAACCUACGAGAGGCUUGGAAAGUUGACUGUGGCUCAAAAAGAGCUUCAUCUGUUGAAAAAGUUGGCCAAAGGUGAUUGUGUUAUUGCAUUUUCAAAGCGGAAGAUUCUUGAGCUCAAGUGCGAGAUUGAGAAAAUGACAAAGUUUCGUGUGGGGGUUAUUUAUGGAGCACUUCCACCUGAAAUUCGGUCUAAGGAAGCCAAUGGGUUCAACAGUGGCCAGUAUGAUAUUCUAGUAGCCUCAGAUGCCGUUGGAAUGGGUCUUAAUUUGAAAAUCAAGCGGGUGGUAUUUUUCACAACUACAAAAUUCAACGGCAGUGAGACGGUUCCGCUUACAGCAUCUGCUACAAAGCAGAUAGCCGGGAGAGCUGGGCGGUUUAGUGCUGGGAAAGGUCAACUGGAAGGAUUUGUCACGGCAUUGAAAGCCAAAGACUUGAGACAUGUACGCAAGAUGAUGGCCGAACCCAAUCAAGAUCUCGUGAAAGCAUGUAUUUGGCCCACCAACAAAAUAUGGAUGCUUUAUAUGAGCAAGUUCCCACAAGGAACGUCGUUCUAUGAGAUCUUGAGUCAAUUUGCCCACGAGACCGCCGAUGUCAAAAUGUCCGAUUUCUUCGUUACCGAGCUUGAUGAACGAUUUGACAUUUUGAAACUUUUUUUGAAAAAAGAUUUGUUCAAAAAGACAAUGAUCGAGGACCAACUCACACUCAGUUUGGCACCAAUCAACAUUCGCAUGGCUUCAAAAUUGAUUGUGGAUACCGCCUUUGAUUUCUUCGAGACCAUCUCCAAGUGUGAGACAAAGACUAUAUUUGACUUUCAUUUUUUGCACACAAAGUUGCUCGAACAAGAACCUCGCAAAUCCACAACCGCAGAGGAAACCGUGGAGCGACUUCGUCUCCUUGAAGAAAAUCACAAAUUGGUAUUAAUUUUCUUGUGGCUCAGUCAACGGUGGCCGACUCUUUUCGUGGAUAAAGAGAGUGCUACAGACGUGAAGACAUUGAUCGAAAAGAGAAUUAGCGAAGAACUUAUCAACCUCCGCCAAACUAUGAAGAAGACUCGGCGGAGGAGAUAA
Messenger RNA from Meyerozyma guilliermondii ATCC 6260, 1701 nucleotides. It is a transcript of the gene SUV3, whose product is annotated as ATP-dependent RNA helicase. Gene Ontology annotation, cellular component: mitochondrial degradosome. Gene Ontology annotation, biological process: RNA catabolic process; mitochondrial RNA 3'-end processing. Lineage: Eukaryota; Fungi; Ascomycota; Pichiomycetes; Serinales; Debaryomycetaceae. The transcript has a single exon. The record is from RefSeq and is a predicted model, not a curated record. Bases 1 to 1701 code for a protein of 566 amino acids. Gene Ontology annotation, molecular function: hydrolase activity, acting on acid anhydrides; RNA helicase activity; ATP binding.